Molecule: messenger RNA, 6828 nt
Organism: Peromyscus eremicus (cactus mouse)
Lineage: Eukaryota; Metazoa; Chordata; Mammalia; Rodentia; Cricetidae
Exons: 3
Coding region: 254-2782 (842 amino acids)
Biological process (GO): defense response; cellular response to interferon-beta
Cellular component (GO): endoplasmic reticulum membrane
Molecular function (GO): GTPase activity; GTP binding
Source: RefSeq, a predicted model, not a curated record
GAAGAGCAGAGAACAAAGACUGUGAACAGGAUCUGGAAGGAAACCCAGGCAGAUCAGCCUGUACUUACCAGCUGUUCUGAUCUCCUGAAACACCAGAACCGGCACUCUGCAUCCCAUCUGGUUCCUGAACAUCCCAGCUUAGAUGAUUCCAUAGAGAGCUACCCCAGUGACCUUGCUCCCAGAGAAGAGCUGACCUCUCAGAAGGUCCACUCACAUCAUCACUCAGAAGCAGUAUUAUCAGCUGCUCCCAGUCAUGGGUCAGACCUCCUCUGCUACACCCCCUCAGAAGGAGGAUCCUGUUUUAACCUCCAGCCUUGACUCCAAUCUUCAAAAUUUCAAGAUGGAAACCAAAGUCCUGUCUCAGGAAUUAACCACCUUGAUUGGAUCAUACCUAGAGGAUGGAAACCUCCCGGGAACAAUUUCUGCAAUCAGAGAUGCUCUGAGUGUCAUUGAGAAAGCCCCACUAAACAUUGCAGUGAUGGGGGAGACAGGGGCUGGAAAAUCCAGUCUCAUCAAUGCUCUACAGGGAGUGGGGCCUGAUGAAGAGGGUGCGGCUGCUUCCACUGGAGUGACAUGUACAACCACUGAGAGGACAUCAUACCCAUACUCAAAGUUUCCCAGUGUGACACUAUGGGACCUGCCUGGCAUUGGGUCUACUGUCUUCCAACCACAUGAUUAUCUGAAGAAAAUCAAGUUUGAGGAGUAUGACUUCUUCAUUAUUGUCUCUUCUGGACGCUUUAAACAUAAUGAUGCAGAACUAGCCAAAGCCAUUGUGCAAGUGAAUAGGAGUUUCUAUUUUGUACGAACCCACACAGAUCAUGAUCUAAUGGUUCAAAAACAGUGUAGUCCUCGGAGAUUCAAUAGAGAGAAUGUCUUAACACAGAUUCGAAAUUCCAUUUCAAGUAUACUUAAGGAAGUUACCCAGCAGGAGCCUCCAGUCUUCUUAGUCUCUAACUUUGAUGUGUCUGACUUUGACUUCCCAAAGCUGGAGACCACCCUUCUGAGGGAGCUCCCAUCCCACAAACGCCACCUCUUCAUGCUCACUUUGCCAAUUGUUGCUCAUUCUACCAUAGACCAGAAGAGGGAUGCACUGAAACAGAAGAUCUGGAAGGAAUCAGUAAUGCCAAGAGCAUGGGCCACCAUACCAUUUAUGGGCUUGACCAAAAAUGACAUAGAGAAGUUGGAAGAGACUUUGAACCUCUGCAGAUCUUCCUUUGGCCUGGAUGAGGCAUCCCUGGAGAACAUUGCUGAGGAUUUGCACAUGCCACUAGAGGAUCUCAAGGCAAACAUUAAGUCUCCACAUUUGUUUUCAGAAGAGCAGGGUAAAUCCUUAACAGAUAAACUAUUAGAGUACAUUAGCCGUCCUUACUUUUCAAAGGCUUUCCACUUGCAAAAUUACUUCAUUGACACUGUGGCAAAUGAUGUUAAAAUUCUCCUUAGCAAAGAAGAGCUUUUUAUGGAGAAGCCUCUUCUACUGCAAACAGCCACAGGCAAGCCUUCCAGAACCGCUGAUCCAAUGGCUCAGCUUUUGGCAUCCAGCUUUGAAAACUUCUUUAAGAAUUUCAAGAAGGAAAGCAAAAUCCUCUCUGAGGAAACCAUCACCUUGAUUGAAUCCCACCUGGAGAAUAAGAACCUUCCAGGAGCAGCUUCUGUGAUCAGCGAUGCUCUGAGAAACAUCGACAGAGCCCCGCUGAACAUUGCGGUUACAGGAGAAACAGGGGUGGGCAAAUCCAGCUUUAUCAAUGCCCUGAGGGGAGUGUGGGAUGAAGAAGAAGGUGCAGCCCCCACUGGGGUGGUAGAGACAACCAUGAAGAGAACUCCAUACCCACACCCAAAGCUUCCCACAGUGACAAUCUGGGACCUGCCUGGCAUUGGGUCCACUACCUUCCCACCACAAAACUACCUAACUGAAAUGAAGUUUGGUGAGUAUGACUUCUUCGUUAUCAUCUCGGCUACACGCUUCAAAGACACUGAUGCACAUCUGGCCAAAGCCAUCGCCAAGAUGAAUACCAAGUUCUACUUUGUCCGCACCAAGUUAGAUCAUGAUUUGAGUAAUGAACAGAGGAGAAAACCUAAGACUUUCAAUAGGGACAGUGUCUUAAAGAAAAUCCGAGAUGACUGUUCAAAGCAUCUCCAGGAGACCCUCUCCAGUGAGCCUCCAGUCUUCUUGGUCUCUAACUUUGAUGUGUCUGACUUUGAUUUCCCAGAGCUAGAGACCACCUUACUGAGAGAGCUCCCAGCCCACAAGCGACACAUCUUCAUGAUGUCCCUGCACAGUGUUACAGAGACUGCCAUUGACCGGAAGAGGGAUUUCCUGAAACAGAAGAUCUGGCUGGAGGCCUUGAAGGCGGGAGCAUGGGCCACCAUUCCAUUUGGGGGCUUGAUCAGAGAUAAAACACAGAAGGUAGAGGAGACCUUGGAUCUCUACAGGUCUUACUUUGGGCUAGAUGAUGCCUCACUGGAGAAUAUUGCCAAGGAUUUUAACGUGUCUGUGAAUGAAAUCAGGGCACACCUUAAGUCUCUCCAUUUGCUAACAAGGACCAAAGACAUGUCCUUGGAAGAAAAAUUAUUGAAAUAUAUUGAAUAUAUUUCCUCCGUUACUGGGGGGCCACUGGCCACAGGCCUUUACUUUAGAAAGACUUACUAUUUGAAAAAUCUCUUCAUUGAUACCGUGUCAAGUGAUGCCAAGACUCUUCUCAAUAAGGAGGAGUUUUUAUCACAGAAGCUGGGGUCAUGUGUGUCUGAUGACCCAGAGUACUGGGAAGCAGCUAUGGACCUAUGAGGCAUGUACCUUCCGGCUGGCUCUGACUUACAGCCUACUUUGAAAUAGCAAUCAUUUUCAGUGAGAGACCAGAGGAUUCACCAUCCCUUUCCUCUUUCAGAGACAGACUGUCACUGUAGCAAGUGGAAGAAGAGUCAUCAACAGUGUAAAAACACAUGAGAAAGGCUGUCUCCCAUUAAAAUACCAUGUAUGAGAAUACAUAGUUUUAUACAUAUGACUUACAAUAUCUUUGUCCAAUUAAACUUGGAUCUUUUGUCUCACAGAGAUUCUCCAGGCAUUGACACACUCUCCUAAGAUGAAGAACCUAGUUUCCUGCCUUGGUGGAUAUCUUUUGGGGUUUAUGAAGUACAGGAUGCUGGUUCCCAGCACACAUCUCCACAUGAAGUGGUAUCUCCUGGAUAUGAUAGACACAUGGUAGAUAAGAUUGGGACCACUGUUCAUUCUCCCUCCAGGAUGGACUCAAGAGACACAUGGUAGAUGGGAGUGUGACCACUGCCCAUGAUCCCUCCAGGUAAUGCAUGGAUGGGUGAACACAUCCACAGGUCCUCUCAAUCCUUGAAAACAAGGAUAUUUUAUUCCAUAUCCUUUAUCAGUCAACCUGAAUGAGUUCAAACUUCAGCUUGUAGGCAGCACAGGCACUAAUUAAAUUGUCUUUCCUUGUGGUAAGAUCACUCCAAAACACUACCUUACUGUUUCAUGUCCAGUGGAGGUGUUGGUACUUUCCUUCACUUGAGAGGUCAGCAUGUGGAGCUGUAGACAGCUUCUUUGUCCACAGCAUCCUACUGAGAACUGGUAUCACUUUUGGACAUCUGAUAUCACUCUUUGCUAAAAUUCCAGUGUUGCUUUCUGUAUGUAUAGCUGCCCUUCUAGAAGGUGGGUCGAGUGGUGCAUGGGAUCCCAUGUGCAGAAAGCAAGCGUGGACAUUUUUGCUCUACUUUAGGGUUCUUCAGAGAACAGGAAGCAAUAUAUCAUAUCCAUAUCUCCUUAUAAUUAUGUUUGGAUCUAUAUAGUAUUUGUAUUAAUUCCUUUUAUGUCACAGUGUCCUAAACACCUGACAGAAACUACUUAAGAGAAGAAAGUUUUAGUCUGGCUCAUGUUUUGGAGCCCUGCACUCUGUCAUAUGGAAGGGGCCUGGUGAGAGAAAGAACUCGCUGUAGGAGAAGGCUGGGAGCGUCGUGGCAGAAAGAGCUAGGUAACAACAAGGGGCAGGAGUAACAAGUCCUGGCCCUUGUGACCUAACCCCUACCUCCUAAAGGCUCAGCAACAUUCACAACUGUUAUGCCGUGCUGGGGACCAGGUGUUUAACACAAGAGCAUGUGAUGGUCUUCAAACCACAGUACUAUCAUAUCCAUAAUUUAUCAUGUCUCUCUCCUCAACUUCCUCUCCUCCUUUCUCUUCCUCUUUCCCUCAUCUCCCUCUUUCUUCUCCUCUUCCUUCUCCUCUUCUUCUCCCUGGCUUCUCUCUCUGCUUCUCUCCUUGCUUCUGUCUCUCACUGGCUCACUCUGCUGUGUGCCUUGGAAAGCACAUUAUCACCAGGGCAACCUUGCAGCCUGGAAUCCUUGGAAAAGUUGAUAGUACAGCUUCUGUCCAAACAGUAAUAAUUGUUUCCUUUCCUUCUUGGGAGUGUCGCGGUUUGCUUUGGUUCAUUUUUGUUUACUUCUAAGGUCUUCAGUUGGUUAGACAGGGGCAUUUACAGUAGAGGAGGGUCAUCUGAAGCAGUCAAAGCCUCAUGCUUCAAAAUAUAAUCUCAUCUAAAAAUUACUUUAACCAAAACAUCUAUACUGGUGUGUUGCUUGCUCUGCAGCUGGGGUCCCACUGUCUCUGAUCCCGGGGGCACGGGGCGAAUAAACGCAGAACCAAAUGAAACAGGCUCUUGGAGUUUGUAAGCAAUCUCGUUUAUUAAACAAAGGACUGAGGUAUUUAUGUGUGUACUUUUGGGCGGGCUCUGCUUCCAGCUGCUGUGGUGUUUCCUGGUUGGCUCUGGGUCGUGUGUCAGCAGUGGUCAUCUUGAGGGUCCAGUUUCAGGGUCCUCUGGGUCUGGAUACUACUGCACAUGUCAGAGCUCUUUGUUAGCUUAAGGCAUGGCCCAGUGCUCUAGGCCUUAUCUGCCUCACUGGUGUUUGGUAAAUACUUGGGUACUGUCUUAGUUAGGGUUUCUAUUGCUGCAAAGAGACACCUUGAGACCGGCAACUCUAAUAAAGGAAAAAAUUUAAUUGGGACUAGGUUACAGUACAGAGGUUUCAUCCAUUAUCAUCCUGAUGGGUGGCAUGCAAGCAGACCUGGUGCUGGAAAAGGAGCUGAGAGUUCUGCACCUUGAUCCACAGUCAGUAGAAGGAGUCUGUGUUCUACACUGGACAUAACUUGAGAGUAGGAGACAUGAAAGCCUGACCACCCUACAGUGACACACUUUCUCUAACAAAGCCACACUUCCUCAUAGUGCUACUCCCUAAGGAGGCCAUUUUAUUUCAAACCGCCACAGGUACCAUCACCUAGACAAGAUAAUAUGUAAAAUUAAUUUCCUCAAGCCCCAUAAUUAUCCUAACCCACUGUAUACCAGCAAAUAUAUAUAUAUAGUUAAAAAGUUAUAGUUACAAUUGUACUUACUUGUAGAUACAGUGUGACAAUGUGACUCAAAUAAACAAUACAUAAUUAUCAAAUCUUGAGAGAUGGCUCAGCAGUUAAGAGCACUGACUGCUCUUCCAGAGGACCUGGAUUCAAUUGCCAGCAUUCACAUUGCAACUCAUAACUGUCUGUAACUCCAGCUCCAGGGCAUCUGACACCCUCAGAGAGACAUGCAUGCAAGCAAAACACCAAUGAACAUGAAAUAAAAAUAAACAAAUCAUUUUUUAAAGUCUGAGGAGUCAGGCUUCCAUAUUCUUACUCAUAUUAAAAUUAUUGUUACUAACAGAUAAUAAUUGCCACUAUUAAUAAGUACAUGUAUACAGUAGAUGCUGACCAAUUGAGGAUACAUUUAUCAUUUUACUGUCCUUGCCCAGUCUCUGGGGCAUCUGAGCAUCUCUGUUGUGCUCAUUCAUAAAGAGCACCACAGGUUAUUUUAAAGAAUAAUCUCUGUGCUGUGCUGCAGCACAUCACAACCUACUCCUUCCGUUUAACCCUUUUGGGACCUGUUAUCCAAACUCUCUCUGCUCCUCUCUUCACCUUUCCAGCUUCUAGGAAUCGCUAUUCUACAGUCACAUCAAUCACUGGAGUGUACCACUGCAAGUGUGUAGUAUUCGCAAGUAAUUUCUACUCUUUCUGAUUCAUUGUCCUCUGUGACACCAUCUACUGAGCAGUCUGCUCCUGGUGACCACUUACCUGCCUCUGUGUCAUGGAGAACACCCAGGGCCCAGUCUCAAGGAGGCUUUAAUCUAUUUCUGUGUGGUUCAACACUAACAGUCACAGUGGGAAGCCAUUACUGUAGUGUAUGUAGCGAGGGAAGCCGUCAGCAGAGAAGUCCAUUAUGAACAGGAGGCUUCUUGUCAUGUAUAUGGGAAGUGUUUCUAUAUAUCGCAGGUUUGUGUGUGAUGGUUUAUAUGGACUGUCAACAUGACAAGAUCUAGAGUCACAUUGGAGACAAAUCUCUGGGAAUGUCUGUAAGGGAUUAUCUGAUUAAAUUAAUCAAGAUGGGAAGACCCGCCAUGAAUGUGGGCAGCGCCAUUCCCUAGGCUGGAGCCCUGGACGGCAUAAAAUGGAGAAAGCCCUUGAGCGCCAGCCUUCAUCUCUCUCUGCUCCCUGACUGCAGGUGCCAUGUGAUCAGCUGUGUUCCCCAUCACAACAGACUGUAGCCUGAACUGUGAACCCAAAUAAACUCCUUCCCUCUUAAAUUGUUUUUGCCAGGGUAUUUUAUCACAGUAACAGGAAAACUAAUACAAGUAACUGUGCGGCUAGGCAGUUGUGGCACACACCUUUAAUCACAGCACUCAGGAGACAGAAACAGGAGGAUCUCUGUGAAUUCAAGGCUAGCCUGGUCUACAGAGCAAGUUCCAAGAUAUCCGAGGCUACACAGAGAAAUCCUGUCUUAGGAUUUCUAGUGCUGUGAAAAGACA